GGGUUAUACAGUACUUUUUCACUGUUGGGCUGGUGAGCUAUCUUUAUCUAGUGAGAGAAAUUGCCUCUCUCUUUCAGCCUGGAGAGAAGGAUUGUCUCUGCUUUUCGCUGUCUCUUUGGAAAGAAAAGAGUUGUCACUCGGUGUCUUCGGAGACACCUGGUCUCUGGGAUGAAGGUCUCUUUCUCCAAGGAAAGGAGGUCGUGUGUGUGUCUGAGAAAGGAAGUUUUGCAUCUUUUUCUCCCCUCUCGGAAAGGUGACGACUCCAUCUCUCUGAAGAGAAAGCUUGCCCUUCAACGGAAGGUUCUGCUGUUCUCGCUGUGGGCGCAGAUUCCCCCGCCCUUUCCGGAGCGAAAGUGAAACGAACGCAGAAGGGAGGAAGGCUAACCAGCCGACGGUAGAAGACCGAGGGUCAUGGGCCGGACGGGGAGUUCAUUGUGGAUCGUGUCGGCGGUGAUCGCGCUGAUGGUCCUGGUGCCGCUUUCAGAAGGAAAUUUGAAGCUGAAAACGAAUAAAGGUCCAGUGGAAGUAAUCCUUCACAAAAAUAGCCUUCUGCAGUGUGAAAUUGCCAACCUGGCUGGGAUCUCAUUGAACCCAAAGAAUUUAGGCAUCUUAUGGGUUUUCAGUCAGGGUACUGAAAGAGUAAAUAUCCUUAUGUAUUCUAAUGGCAACAUAACAUCUCAAUGGGAAGAAGCUGAGCUGUCUGCAAACGCCAUUCAAAAUGGAAGCAUGUCACUUUUACUGAGAAAUGUUACAUUGAAACAUAGUGGAGAGUACAAGUGUGAGGUUGUUAUUCCACCAGAUUAUAAAGAAUUCGUGAUGAUGAAGCUUGAAGUUUUAGCACAACCCACGGUGACUGUUGUUUCCAGAAAGGUUGUGGAAGUUGGCAAUGGUGGCGAGAUGUUCUUGGGUUGUCAUUUGAAUGGAUAUUAUCCUUGUGAAAGCAACGUGGAAUGGUUUCAGUCAAGUCCAUCACAAAGUAAAACAAAACUGUUAACAGAUCUAUGCAUUACCCCACCAGUCAAAAAUCCUGAUGGAACAUGCAAAGUAACCGCUGAAGUUCGGUUUGAACCUCAGAAAGAAGACAUUGGCAGCAGUUUCGGAUGUCGUGUGACACAUAAGACUUUUGCAGAACCAUACACUGUGAAUGCUGCAGUGACUUUGAAAGAAGCAGAAAUUCGAAUAUCCAAAAGAGCAAUAGUUGGAAGCGUCACUGCAAGCAUUAUCAUCUCUGUAUUGCUACUAGGAAUAGGAAUUUUUCUUUACAUGUGGUACAUGUACAAAGUUCCACCCAAGUUAUCAGAUAUUCAGUUGCCAGCUCGAAUUAUACACCAAGAACUUGCAGAGAUCACUUGCCAUGUGUCUGGAUUCCGACCUAAUAAGAUUCAUGUUUGGUGGUAUUUGAAGACACAAAGUGACGCUAGGGAGAAAUUAAUUGGCGAAUUCAAAAGAUAUCAGAUGAUAGGAAGGUUUUGGGGAAAAAACAGGAUACAAGAAAUAGAGCUAGGAAAUAAAACUCUGGUUAAUUGGAAACACCGCACACCAAAUUUCCAGGACAAUGAUGAUGGAACAUACAGCCUUUCUAGCACUGUUGAAGUUUAUCCUGAUCUAACAAUGGAUGACAGAGUAGAAGUCAUAUGUAGAGUGUGGCAUCCGACUGGAACAGAGGAAAAACAUAUCUGCUUACGUGUUGAUGGAAUUGCUCCUAAAUUGUCCGACAUAAUUAUACCUCAUGUUGUGCAGCAUAACAGUUUAGUGAUGCUGACAUGUCCAAUAAAUUUUUUCAAGCCCCGUCCUUUAGUAAUCAAAUGGUAUAGAAACAUAAAAGGGGAGAAAUCACUCCUGAUGGACACCGAAGAUGAAGUAACUUCCUCUGUUGGCCGAUAUUCUCAUAAUGUGAAAGAGUUUAGUUUUCCUGGCAACACUUACAGUGUCUACAGCAUGUUGACCUUUAAAGCAACAGUACAAGAAGAUGAUGGUGAUGAGUAUUUCUGUGAAGUGGAUCACGUGAGUUUGAAACAUCCAGAAGAAAAAUGUAUUAAGCUGGAUGUAAAAGCAUUUCCUUCACUUAAUCCCAUCCUGUGUGACCCAGUGAACCCUAGAAUAGACAAAGAGUUGACUCUUUCUUGCAACGUGCAUUCAUUUUAUCCUAAAGAAAUUACUGUCCAGUGGUUCAAAGAUAAGAAGGCGAUAAUGGACUUUGAAACAUCUGAAAUAAUUGAGAAUCCUGGCAACGAAUUGUAUGAAUUAACCACUACUUGCACAGUAACUCCAACGUUAUUGGACUUAGAGAGUAAAUACCGAUGUCAGGUUAAUCACAAAACCCUUUUACUUCCAAAGUUUGUGGAAUAUAUUCCUGAAAGUUUAGUAUGUUCGCCCAAAAUAAAUGAAAUUACCUGUGAUCCUGUCAACCCUGAAAUUGGGAAGGCAUUGACCUUGGCCUGUGAAAUAAAGGAGUUUUAUCCAGAGGAAAUUCAAAUUGAUUGGUUCAAAGAUAACGUGAGAAUAAAUGAAAAUACAAAAUAUGGAAUCAUUAAUGAAGAAUUAAAAAGUGAAAAUGGUUUAUACAACAAAGUCACCAAAUUAAUGUUGAUUUCAAGCUCUGCUGAUCAUCAAGCUGAAUUCAGAGUUGAAGCUUAUCAUUCAAAUUUGUCUGCAAAACCCCAGAACCAAUGCUUUCAAUUGUUUCUUAAAGGUGCACCGAGAUUUUCAGACUUCAACAUCGAGCCAAAGAUUCCAUCGUAUGGUCAUCAUUUAUCUGUGUCUUAUAGGGUGUAUGAUCUUCCAAGUAAAGAUUUUACUUUUGAGUGGUACAAAGGAGCUGAGCCUGUGAAAAUAGGAGUAACUCAUUCAGAUUUUGUAUGUACCCCUCAGAAGACUUACAAUAUAGAGAGUUGCCUUAAUUUUGUAGUGAUCGCAGAAGACUUUGGAAAAGAGUUAGUCUUUCUGUGUAAAGACCAUUCUAAAAAUGAAUUCAAAAAACACAUGCAACUUCCCCUGAAAGCUGUGCCUCCUGAAGUAUCAGAAAUCAAGUGUACUCCUGUUCAGCCGAAAAUGGGUGGAAAUGCCACUCUUACUUGCAGGAUUGAACACUUUUGCCCAGUGGAUAUAGAUGUAGUGUGGACACAAGGAUCAAAGACAUUGAAGGAUCAGCAAGUGGUAGAAGUACCGGAAAUGAAUGAAAAUGGACUGUACUCCACAAUUACAGAACUGCCAAUUGUAUUAACAGGAGAUUCAAAAACUUAUAUUUGUGAAAUUCGACAUGCACCGUCCGAUGAUAUUGUAGAAAAGACAUUCACAUUACAGAUUUAAGUAUGUUUUGUAAUUUCACAACUUUGCAGUGUUCAUAAUUUCACCACCUCCAGUGCAGAAUUCUUACAGUAAGUGGUGAGGCAGAGCAGAGUUCUUUGUGAAUUUAUAUUAGAAGCUUCUUUAAAGUGUUUUCAGUUCAAAGUUGAAAAGCAAAUUUAUUAUCAAAGUACAAAUAUGUCACUAUUUACAGCUCUGAGAUUCAUUUUCUGUGGGCAUUCUCAAUAAAUCCAAUAACCAUAAUAGAAUCAAUGAACGACUGCACCCAACAGGACAGACAACCAGUGUGUAAAAUACAACAAACUGUGGAUAUACAAAAGAAAAAUAAGGAAUAAUAAUAAUAAAUAAGCAAUGAAUCUCGAGAACUUGAGAUGACAAGCCCUUGGAAGUGAGUUCAUAGGUUGUGGGAACUGUUCGAUGAUGGAGCAAGUGUAGUCCUGAGACUCCCGUACUUUUUUCCUUUAACCACUUACUGGUUUUGCCAAGUGGGUUUGCAUAACUCGUUGAAGAUCCAACUUGCUCCAGCUAUGAGAUUGUAUUCAUCAUUGGUACAAAACCUAGUCAAAUGCUCAGUCAAUGAGAGGCAGCACAUAAUGGUUACUUGGCAAAUGAAACUUAAGUAAAAUUUUUUAUUUACAGGUAAUUCAUAUGCUCAUUAGAGAGACAGUCCUUUUUGACUACUUGAAUACAUAGUUUCUGGAAGAGAGUCGGGAAGUUAUAUGAAUAUUAUGUCAAAGGUAUUGAGAAAAAAAUUGAUGUGCAAAUCCAAGUGUCAAGAGCUUGAAGUGGGUGAGUGCCACAUGGAUGUUUGGCAACAUUUCAGUUGUACAGUAUUAACCAUUCAUUGAUUUUUAGUGAAUACAAUCAAUAUAGAAGCUUCUGGAAAGAUCAUCAUUUACUUUGGUGUCAUGAAAUUGACUCAUUUAGGGGUCGUUUACAAAGAGACCAGGUUAUGUGUGCAGAUGAAACAUGCUUUUAAGCUAGCUUAUAAACAGGGAGAAACCCUUGAGAAUAUUUACCACUCACGAGCAUCUUUAAUUGAUUAAAGCACACUGUGCAGGGAUCUUAGGCCUGUAUGAAUAUAGCAUACACUGUGUAUUCCCUACACAAUCAAAAUAAAAAAUUGUAAUUGAACUUGCAAUUGUGCACAGCAAAUAAAACAGAGGUAUCAAAACAAAAAAAAGACUUAAAAAUCUAAAUUUAACAGAAAGGCUAUUCUCUAACUUACCAUUAACAAGUUUGAAGGAAUGAAAUUCUGCCCUAGAAAAUUAAUUUUCAUGCUAGAAAGCUUACGUGGGAAGAAUUAGAUAAUGCUAUCUUUCCAGAGGAGAUAAAGUUUUAUCUUACUAGUUUAAUUUGUAUCUAUCAUGUAAAUAAUACUAGUUUAGCUAUUUGAUUCGUAAGUCUGUCAGUCAUUUAGCACAAUUCUAGAUUAAUGGUGGAAUCUGGAUUGUAGCUUUCUCUUUUUGAUGUUUGAUUUCCGGUACAGUUUCUGGAAAUCACAGUGCGAUUUACAAUGAUUUAACAAUGAACAUGUUUAGUCUCACUUUUUUUUUCCAAUAGAAAAUGUAAACUAACCUUUCACACUAAGUAUUUGUAUCUGGAAAAGUUUAUCUACUGAAAAGGUUUUAAAAUACUAUGUCUAUAUACUGUACUGAAUAGUUCUUGCAGUACAAAAUACAGUAUGUAUUUAUGGUCUGAAUACAGAUGAGCAGUUUCUUUUUAAAUCCAGGGAAAUAAGUAAUACAGGACUCAUCAAAAUACAGUUGUAAUUUUAAAUGGAAAUUGUUUAUUUUGUUUAAUUAGUUAAAUUUCAGGGUAUUAUGCAGUGACAAUGCUUUAUGACAUACUGAAAUUAUUCUUCUAGCUAGUCCCUUAGGUUUAAGUGUGCCUACUCCCAUUGCAAUCUUGCAGGUUCUGAGUUUGCUAGUGAGAUCACUGUGCAAAUUUCGGACUCAAUAGAUGGUGGCUCACUGUGUGCAUGGAUAGGUAUUCUGUGAGGUUGUCUGUACUUCUGCAGAUUUCCAUAUUUUCCAUACAUCAGGCUUUGAGGUUCUCAUUGUCAUCCCAGAUACUUAAGACUUUCCCUUUCGAGAAAUCGCUGGCCAGAUAUUCCCAUGUCAUGGAAUAAUAGGGUCAUAAAAUAUUAUUACACAGGCACAGACCCUUUGGCCCAUCUAGUUUGUGCUGGACUAUUAAUCUGCAAUCGACCUGCAUUGGGACCAUAGCCCUCCAUAACCCACCCAUCUAUGCACAGUGGAUUUUGGUUAAUUGGGACAGAUUGAAAACAGUACAUAUAGCACUAUUCAGUGGCUGCCCCAAUUAGCUGAAGUUUCAUGGAAAUAGAUAAAGGUAUAAAAAAAGAUAAACUGAAAAACAAAUUAUGUAUUCAAAUGAAAUACAGAAUUAAAAAUCUACCAAUAGUGCUACAGAAAUAUAAAACUGUAUAUUAGUUCCUAAUAGUUAUCAAAGGAGGAAUUCAUCCAGUGUACACAAUGAACAAAAUUAGCAGAGACACACACCUUCAUACAAUGCUAUUGAUUUUUUAAACAAUAUUUUUAUUGAAUUUUACAUACAUUUCACAUAUACAAAUAAACAAUAAUAAUAAACUAAAUACUGAAACAUAUCAUCAUGUUUUUCACAAUCAUCAAAGGAAAAGAAAUAUAACAUUUCACAUAUUUAACAAAGAAAUAAAAUAAAAACACAUCAGGAAAAAAAACCGUAGAAGCACUCAAGAACACACAGCUAUUUGAAAAUGACUGCACCGGGACGUCCAAGAAACUACAAUAAAGGUUUCCAAAUAUUUUCAAAUUCUCCUACCCUUCCUCUGAUUAUGUAAGUCAAUCUCUCCAAUACAAGAUGCCAUCUCCUUCACCCAUACAUGUAUCGAAGGUCUUUCCAUUUUGUUCCAACAUAAAGCCAUCAUCCUGCUGGCCUGCAGGAGUCCAAAGUCAAUUAAAAUAGACUGUUUUGAACUAACAGUAAAGUUCUGCGGAUAUAUACGUAGUACACACAUUUUUGCUAUGUGAGGCACCUUUACUCCAACAAUCUCAGAUAUAGUGUGAACAACUGUUUUCCAGUUUUUAAAAAAAUUUUGGACAGUUCCACACACAGUGAAACAGAGUACUCUUUCCUUCUAAACAUUUAACACGUGUCCGGGAUGUCGGGACCAACAGAUCAGUUUGACCAGGAUAAUAUAAGUUCUCAUUAACCAUUUGUAUUGUAAUAACUUCAUUCUUGUGUUAAUAGAUUGUUUUUGGGCUUGUAAGCAUGCCAUUUCCCACUCAGUUUCUUGUAUGUCCUCUUGAACAUCCAGUCUCCAUGCCUCUAGCCUGUCAAUGGUGGACUUCUUAUGAUAUGACAUCAAAGCUGUAUAGAAUAAAGAAAUCUGACUCCUCCCCUUUAUGUUUAGAAUGAGAUUUUCAAGAUGUGAUAGUGGUGGUUCAGAUAUUAAAUGCUUAUAUUUUGAUAGUAUAAAAUAUUUCAGUUGCAAAUAUUUUAAAAGUGUUUUUUUAGGAAUAUGGUAUAGAAACAUAGAAACUAGGUGCAGGAGUAGGCCAUUCGGCCCUUCGAGCCUGCACCGCCAUUUAUUAUGAUCAUGGCUGAUCAUCCAACUCAGAACCCCGCCCCAGCCUUCCCUCCAUACCCCCUAACCCCCGUAGCCACAAGGGCCAUAUCUAACUCCCUCUUAAAUAUAGCCAAUGAACUGGCCUCAACAGUUUCCUGUGGCAGAGAAUUCCACAGAUUCACCACUCUCUGUGUGAAGAAGUUUUUCCUAAUCUCGGUCCUAAAAGGCUUCCCCUCUAUCCUCAAACUGUGGCCCCUCGUUCUGGACUUCCCCGACAUCGGGAACAAUCUUCCUGCAUCGAGCCUGUCCAAUCCCUUUAGGAUCUUAUACAUUUCAAUCAGAUCCCCCCUCAAUCUUCUAAAUUCCAACGAGUACAAGCCCAGUUCAUCCAGUCUUUCUUCAUAUGAAAGUCCUGCCAUCCCAGGAAUCAAUCUGGUGAACCUUCUUUGUACUCCCUCUAUGGCAAAGAUGUCUUUCCUCAGAUUAGGGGACCAAAACUGCACACAAUACUCCAGAUGUGGUCUCACCAAGGCCUUGUACAACUGCAGUAGUACCUCCCUGCUCCUGUAUUCAAAUCCUCUCGCUAUAAAUGCCAGCAUACCAUUUGCCUUUUUCACCGCCUGCUGUACCUGCAUGCCCACUUUCAAUGACUGGUGUAUAAUGACACCCAGGUCUCAUUGCACCUCCCCUUUUCCUAAUCGGCCACCAUUCAGAUAAUAAUCUGUUUUCCUAUUUUUGCCACCAAAGUGGAUAGCUUCACAUUUAUCCACAUUAAAUUGCAUCUGCCCUGAAUUUGCCCACUCACCCAACCUAUCCAAGUCACCCUGCAUCCUCUUAGCAUCCUCCUCACUGCUAACACUGCCACCCAGCUUCGUGUCAUCCGCAAACUUGGAGAUGCUGCAUUUAAUUCCCUCAUCCAAGUCAUUAAUAUAUAUUGUAAACAACUGGGGUCCCAGCACUGAGCCUUGCGGUACCCCACUAGUCACCGCCUGCCAUUCUGAAAAGGUCCCGUUUAUUCCCACUCUUUGCUUCCUGU
Molecule: messenger RNA, 7910 nt
Organism: Mobula hypostoma (lesser devil ray)
Lineage: Eukaryota; Metazoa; Chordata; Chondrichthyes; Myliobatiformes; Myliobatidae
Exons: 10
Coding region: 412-3309 (965 amino acids)
Source: RefSeq, a predicted model, not a curated record